This is a messenger RNA of Trichoderma citrinoviride, 312 nucleotides long. RefSeq lists its product as hypothetical. The coding region runs from base 1 to 312 and encodes 103 amino acids. The transcript has 2 exons. Lineage: Eukaryota; Fungi; Ascomycota; Sordariomycetes; Hypocreales; Hypocreaceae. The record is from RefSeq and is a predicted model, not a curated record.
AUGUCAGUUGCAGUGCCAGGGUGCAUCGGUAACCCGACGGGGGCAUUGCUGAGGUCAGAACCCGGCACAGCAAAGCCACCAUCCUCUAGCGAUGGCACUUACAACGGUUCUGCAGACACCAACAGCCGGAAAAGGGCAAAGCCCAGCUGUCCACGGCACUCGCCGCCAGCAGUCGCAGAGCACUGGCCCUUGUCGACGGCUCUCGGGGGCCUCGCUGCGAUCGUCACGGCUCCUGGGAUGGCAAUCUCGGGACUCGGGGCCGCGCUGUUGUGCUCCGGGGCAUCGAUGGCGAGAUCGUCGGAUCCAGGCUAA